This is a messenger RNA of Asparagus officinalis (garden asparagus), 3569 nucleotides long. RefSeq names its product zinc transporter 8-like. Gene Ontology annotation, cellular component: plasma membrane. The record is from RefSeq and is a predicted model, not a curated record. Gene Ontology annotation, molecular function: zinc ion transmembrane transporter activity. Lineage: Eukaryota; Viridiplantae; Streptophyta; Magnoliopsida; Asparagales; Asparagaceae. The transcript has 4 exons. Bases 2404 to 3441 code for a protein of 345 amino acids. Gene Ontology annotation, biological process: zinc ion transmembrane transport.
UAAUGAAACUUUCUUUUCUAUUUCUGAUGUCAUAUAUGAUAUAUUGCGUUAUACUCACCUUUGGCUAGGGCUUUGCAUCCAAAAAGAAGGGCAUCAAGUACGAAGAGAAUCCUCAAGAAGCUUCAGCUCCCUCUCCCUACAGCCCCGAUGAUGCGAAAUCAGAGAAUGUCCGUUGUUGAUUGAUAAAAAAUCGAAAAUUGAAUGCGGGAAUUAGUUGCCAAAGCAGGGUGAAAUUUUUAUGGAUUGCUUUUUGAAAAGUGUUUAGUGGACAUGUUUUUAUAUGAUUGAUUUUUGCAUGUAUUCGGUUUGUAUUUCAGGAGUUAGAGAAGAACUUAUAGGUUCUUUGUUUUUUCGAUAAACCGGACUGUCGUGUGAUUUUUCUUAUUUGCAAUGAGUGAUGAUAAUUGUAGGUUGUCUAAAAAUCACAAUAGAUAGCUGAUCCUCAUCAAACACCGAUGAUAAAAGUUACAAUCUGAUGACUUUCAGAAGGCUAUAAUUUGACUUUCGUAAUAACUGAUGAAAGUUAAAGAAAUAAACUGUAAUUGCUAUAGUAAGUAGAAGUUAUAGAAAUUAAAUGCUAUUGAUACUAUUGGUUGCAAAUAUAUAUGUAAAUUUUAUGAAAAUUUUGUUUUCCUCCGUGAAAUUAGAUCCCAAAACUAGUCAGCCGACUUCGAUUUUCAUAAUCUUGAAAGACUACAUAGUGUCCAAUAGGAGGUUAUGCAUGAUGAUUGUGAGGUGGCAGAACCUACAGUUGUGAGAGGAGGAGUAGUGACAAGAUCUAGGCCACCAGUGAAGGGAGAGUCUACACGUUGUGAUAUAGGGUUGCCAGGGUGUGGGUUAUGAUUUUAUUAGCGGUUUGGGUGUGAAUAAGGUCGUAAUGAGGAAAAGGAGUCGAAGCCGGUGGAAUGAUGAUUGGAGGUUAUGCAUGGUGGUCACAAGAUGGCAGAACCUGCAGUCACAAGAGGAGGGGCAGUGAGCGCAUCUAGGCCGCCAGUGAAUGGAGAGAGUCUACGCGUUAUGAUGUAGAGUUAUCGACGAUGGGUGAUACAACGAUGAGAGUUAGGAUUUUGUUAGCGGUUUGGGCGAGAGUAACAUCGUAAAGAGGGAAAGGACUUGAAGCCGGUGGAAUGGUGAUCGAGGUCAUGCAUGAUGGUCACAAGAUGUCAGAACCUGCAGUUGCAAGAGGAGGGGCAGUGACUGCAUUUAGGCCGUCGGUGAAUGUAGAGAGUCUACGCGUUAUGAUGUAGAAUUGCCGGUGUAACAAUAGCGAGGAUUAGAAUUUUGUUGGCGAUUUGGGUGAGAGUAAGAUAGUAAUGAGGGAAAGGAGUCGAAGCUGGUGCUGAAACCAUUGAGGGGAAGCGUGAAGAAACCCCUCAACAGCACGGAGAUCGAGGAAGAAGUUAAGAGGUGUUUCUAGGAUAAAGGAGAUGACUCUGAUACCAUGAUAAGUGUAAAAGAAUGCUUGAUAUUUCAUACAUGCAUGAUGACCUGCAUUCAUACAAGAUGAAAUUUAAUAUGGAAAAAGCGCCAAUAGAAGUAGAAAAUAAAAUAGAGAAUACACUAGCUAAUAUAAGAUUAUUUCUUACCUAAAAGAAAAGAUAGGAUAUCAAGAGAAUAUAUAUUACUAUCUUUAACACAUUGAACCCCUUUAUAUGUGAACUAAUUCAAUGAUUGAUGUCCUUUGGGUUUAUAUUUAUGCCACGGACUGGUAUCUCGAGACAACCAUAUACACAUAUAUGACCAUAUACACAUAUAUGACAUAACUUUAAAAAAAUAAAUAAAAAAUAAAACUAAAUCUCACUUAGAUUGGAGUGGGUUUUAAUCUAAAUAUCCUUUGCAUAUUUUACUCUUGCAUCUUGUCUUUUUACAUUAGAUGAAGAAAGGGGAACCCGUUACGUUACUUAUUAAGAUUAAAAAGAGCAUGCUAUUAAUCGUUACCAUUAUUUGCGGCAAUCUUUAAAAAUCACAACUGUCUUUGACUUUUGUUUCAUAAUUUCAGUGUCUCCAUAAUUAAUGUCGUCAUUUAGUGAUCUAAUCUCUCAAUUGAGUUCUAAUAUAGACCCCUAAAGACAACUUGAUAACAACCGCACGUGAAUGAAAAAUUCAUUAGAAUUAGCUUCAACACAGAAUUCUUUACGUACCCAACAAUUCUUCAUGGAGCACCAAAGGUGCAGGUCUAAAAAUAAGGUAACCAACUAACUAACUACAUAAUUAUCUCCUAUUUAAUAAAGUAACCAACUAACUAACUAAGUAAUUAUCUACUCUCCUCCCUAACGUUAUCAACAGACAAAAUUCUAGGCCCUUUACCAUGCCGUCAUCAUACUCUCCUCCCUAACUAUAUAAACCCCCUCUCCCCUCCAAAAACUCUAAAACCUCUCUCUCUUUCUUUCUUAACCAACAACAAUGAAAACCCUAACCAUCCUCUUCUUUUUCCUCCUCCUUUCUAAAUCUCACGCCGACUGCGACUGCUCUGUCGUUGACGACUCCUCUUACCGCAACAAGCACGAGGCUCUCGUCCUCAAGAUCACCGCAAUCUUCUCCAUCCUCAUCGGCGGUUUCAUUGGAGUCUGCAUCCCGAUCCUCGGGAAGUGGGUCCCAGCUAUGCGUCCUGACCGCGACGUGUUUUUUGUGGUGAAGGCGUUUGCGGCGGGUGUUAUAUUGGCGACCGGAUUCAUCCACAUCUUGCCUGAUGCGUUCGAGAACUUGACGUCCCCGUGUCUGAGCGAUAAGCCGUGGGGGGAGUUUCCGUUUACGGGGUUUGUUGCGAUGGUGGCGGCUAUCGGGACGCUGAUGGUGGAUAGUUUGGCGACGGGGUAUUUUAAUAGGAGGCAUUUUAAAGUUGAUGAUGGACAAAAGGGGAAGGGGGAUGUUGAGGACAAUGAGCAUGUGCACGUGCACACUCACGCCGGGCACGGGCACGCUCAUGGGAGUGUUCCUGGUGGUGAUGGAUCGUCGGAGUUGAUCCGGCAUCGGGUUAUUUCUCAGGUUCUUGAAUUGGGUAUUGUUGUUCAUUCUGUAAUUAUUGGAAUAUCAUUGGGUGCAUCGGAGAGCCCCUCAACUAUAAGACCUCUUGUCGCUGCUCUGACAUUUCAUCAGUUUUUUGAGGGUACAGGUCUUGAAGGAUGCGUAGUGCAGGCAAAAUUCAAAGCUCGGUCAAUGGCUAUAAUGAUUCUAUUUUUCUCUCUCACAACACCUGUAGGAAUUGCUAUAGGCAUAGGGAUAUCAUCAGUGUAUAAUGAAAACAGCCCAACUGCUCUCAUUGUUGAAGGCAUUCUUAAUGCAGCAGCUGCAGGAAUUUUGAUUUAUAUGGCACUCGUCGAUCUUCUUGCUGCAGAUUUUAUGAACCCUAAGGUUCAGGGUAAAGGAAUUCUUCAAGUAGCCGUUAAUGUCUCGCUUUUAGUAGGAGCAGGAUUGAUGUCUUUGUUGGCUAAGUGGGCCUGAUGAAAAUGUUCAUACAUAUCUUUUCAAUUUUUGGAGAAUUUCUUUUUUUUUUUUUAACAUUUUGAUGAAGGUUGUCUGUGUUUUCUAAAUCUCAAGAUUGAGUUUAAGUUCAGCCAUACUACAAUUUA